Molecule: messenger RNA, 3185 nt
Organism: Caenorhabditis elegans
Lineage: Eukaryota; Metazoa; Nematoda; Chromadorea; Rhabditida; Rhabditidae
Gene: catp-2
Product: Cation-transporting P-type ATPase N-terminal domain-containing protein
Exons: 10
Coding region: 33-3185 (1050 amino acids)
Biological process (GO): monoatomic ion transmembrane transport
Cellular component (GO): membrane
Molecular function (GO): ATP hydrolysis activity; nucleotide binding; ATP binding
Source: RefSeq, marked reviewed
UCUUCAACACUUGAAGUCACGGGAAAACGAGGAUGACAUUACUUUUCGGGGUGAAACGAUGGCUUCGUCGCGGCGAUGAAGCUUCUGAUUCAAAAGCUGAUGCCAGCAAAGAAGUGAAUCAGCAGAAUUUAUCUCUAUCGUUCAAUGAACAUCAUUUGGACAUGAGGCAACUAUCUGAAAAGUUCUCAAUGUCGAAAUUGGAUAUUGUUGACCCCAAGGUUUCUCGAGGAUUGAGCAAGCAAGUAGCUGCGGAGAGGCUUGAAAGUGAUGGAAGAAAUGCUCUAUCACCACCAAAAGUUAUCAGUAAUUGGAAAUUGUUUUUGCGACAAUUCAAAAAUCUCCUAUGGAUUUUAAUGUUUGGAGCUGCCGCUCUUUCUUUGGUCGCCUACAUUUACGAUCCCAGUGAUCUCACAAACCUUUGCGUCGGAAUUUUCAUCAUUGUGAUCAUUUUUGUGAUGUGCAUUGUGUCGUUUUUUGAAGAAAAGAAAGGUGUGGAAGUGGUCCGUGCAUUCCAGUCAUUGAUGCCUCUUUCCUGUCAAGUGAUCAGAGAUGGAGUAGAGCAAACUUUAAACCCUGAGGAGCUUGUCGUUGGGGACAUUGUCGUUGUCCGGUCCGGAUGCAAAGUCCCGGCUGAUAUCCGAGUUAUCGCAUGCACAGAUUUCUACCUUGAAACCAGCUCGAUCACCGGAGAAGCCGAACCGCUGGAAUUCAACUCGGCUAUGGCUGAUCAAAAAACGUCAAUUUUCGAAUCAUACAACAUCGCAUUUAAUGGAUCAUUUUGUGUCGACGGAGAGGGUUACGGUAUUGUUAUCAGAACUGGCGAGCGAACUGUGAUUGGACAAAUCGCAUCUAUGACACUUGACCAGAAAGAGCAAAAAUGCAAGUUCCAAGUGGAGAUUGGUCGCUUCGUGAAGUUCAUUACCGUAAUGGCUAUUAUCAUGGCCGUCAUCAUUUUCUCCGUUGGUCUCGGAAUAAACAAGGGGCAUGAUGUCAUUCGAUACUUUGUCACCGGUUUUCUAAUGGUUAUUAUUGCAAAUGUACCACAAGGACUUCCAACUACAGUAACCACUGAGCUGACAAUUAUCGCUAGAAGAAUGGCGAAGAAAAACGUGUUUUUGAAGAAGUUGGAGAAAAUUGACAGCGUUGGAGCGACUACUCUAAUUGCUUCUGAUAAAACUGGAACCCUUACGAAAAAUUGCAUGACUGUAACUGACUUAUGGUAUAACAACAGUUAUAAUAGUGGCCGGCCCGAAAACCGCAGACGCUCCACCAAAACCAGAUUUUCGAUCACUUCAAAUCCAGCUCAGUCAUUCGAUGCUCCACUUUCAGAUCUACUUUCAGUGGUUUGUGUGUGCAACAAAGCGAGAAUAGAGAAUACUGUCACAGUUAACCGGCCACCUCCGAAUGUCGACUCCGAGCUAGACAUGUCAAUGUACCGCAUACAACCAGUCAAGGAAAUGACAAUCGUUGGAAAUCCAUCAGAAGUUGCUCUUCUCAGAUAUGCAUCUGCAAUGUUAGAUGCGAAAGAGCUCCGGGAGAGUUUCCAAGUGGUUUUUGAAAUUCCAUUCAACUCUGUUAGAAAGUAUCAUUUGAUUUUGGCAACCAACAAGAAUACUUGGAAUCAAGUCGAUAAAAAUGAUGACGUGGAAUUUGUUGUGAUGAUCAAGGGUGCUCCGGAAGUUCUUAUUAAAAAUUGCUCAACGAUGAAUAUUAAUGGAGAAUCUAAAGAGCUUGAUUUGAAAAGAAUGGAAGAUUUCAAUGAAGCUUACGAAGCAUUUGGAGAUGAAGGAUGCCGAGUGAUUGGAUUUGCUCAGAAGAAGUUCCGAGCUCGUGCCUCCACGGUUUUCUCGCUGAAAUCGAAUACAGUUCCUAUGGAGGAUUGGGACUUUUUGGGAAUGAGUGCAAUCAUGGAUCCGCCGAGAGAUGAUACCCCUAAAGCAAUCAAAGCUUGUAAAGCAGCUGGAAUUAAAGUCUACAUGGUAACUGGAGAUCACAAAUCGACGGCCACAGCGAUUGCCCGUCAAAUUGGAAUGAUUGAUACGGAAGAAGUCAGUAGAGUCGAUCACAAUCAGCAAAUAAUUAGAAGGAGUAACUCUCAAGAUUGGGCGGUGAUCACUGGGUCAGAACUUCCAGCAUUGACCCAGAAACAAUGGGAUGAACUUCUCCAACAUCGCUACAUUGUCUUUGCAAGAACAACACCUGAACAUAAGCUGAUGAUUGUGACAGAAAGCCAAAAACGAGGAGAAUGCGUAACAGUUACUGGAGAUGGUGUCAACGAUGCGCCUGCUUUGAAGAAAGCUGAUGUAGGAGUUGCAAUGGGACUCGCUGGAAGUGACGUGGCAAAGCAAGCAGCAGAUAUUAUUCUUCUCGAUGACAACUUUUCUUCAAUCGUUGCAGGCAUUGAAGAGGGACGUCUACUUUUUGAUAAUCUCCGAAAAACAAUCGCCUACACGAUGGCUCACAUGUGGCCAGAACUUGUGCCUGUAAUUCUCAACUUUUUUUUUGGAUUCCCACUUGGCCUGACACCUGUUCAAAUUCUCUCAAUCGACUUGAUUUCUGAUAUUCCGCCUGCUGUAUCGCUAGCCUACGAGGGACCAGAAGCAGACAUCAUGCUUCAGCCUCCUAGGAAAAAGGACACACAUCUUGUCACUAAAGGUCUUAUCACUUACACGUACCUGUUUAUGUCAAUCUUCAUCUCAAUUGGAUGUGUAUGUGCAUAUCUGCUAUCCUACUAUAUUAAUGGAAUUGGGCCCUGGGAGUUGGCAUUCACCGCUAGCACUUAUUUCAAGCAUGGAGCUGCAAAUUUUACCACUGCUAAAGGAGUCAUUUUAAAUGAAGAACAACAAAUGUAUAUGGCCAAUCAGGCAGCUGCAGCGUUCCAUAUCUCAUUGGUUCUUGGGCAAGCAUUUCAUCUUUGGAUGUGUUUAACCCGCCGUGUUUCGAUUUUUGCUCACGGGCUGGGAAAUAUUGUUGCAAUCUUUGCUGUUAUCAUUGAUCUCCUUCUCAUUUGCAUAUUCACCUUUGUUCCAGGAGUCAAGUAUAUUUUCGGAUCUCAGCCACCACCAUGGCAGUGCUGGCUUGUACCAAUUGUUGUCGGAGUUUGGAUUUGGAUUUUCAACGAGCUGAGGAAACUAGGCAUUAGGAAGUAUCCUAAAAAUAAGUUUGUGAGGCUUACAAAAUGGUGA